Molecule: messenger RNA, 2536 nt
Organism: Marchantia polymorpha subsp. ruderalis
Lineage: Eukaryota; Viridiplantae; Streptophyta; Marchantiopsida; Marchantiales; Marchantiaceae
Source: the annotation of a GenBank genome assembly
UCGGGGGUCUGCAGGUUUGGUCCUGCGGAGGAGUUGUUCUUCGAGAAGUAAGUCGACUGGAGCAUAUUCUUAAAUAGCUAUUGGGCAGCGAUACUCGAGUUUGAACAUCGACAGGGUGCUGAAGUACAUACAGACAGCUGCAGCAGAUUUCAUAAGUUUUUAGAUCAAGAUGGCUCCUGAUGUAUCAUACACAUCUACUAGCUCAAAGGUUGUUGUGGACAAUGGAUAUGUUCAAGUAACCAUAUCCAGACCCGGAGGACAUGUUACAGGUAUCAAAUACGGAGGAAUGGACAAUGUAUUGGAAGAUUCCAACUCGGAUACCAACCGAGGGUACUGGGAUCUGAACUGGAAUGAGGUGGACGGAUCAGACACAUAUGAUGCACCAUCUGGAACUCAAUUCAAAGUUGUUGCCUCAGAUGGUGACAAGGUCGAGCUGUCCUUCAUCCGAUCGUUCGAUUCGAGCAAAUCGCCGGCCAUGGUGCCAUUGAGUAUUGACAAAAGAUUUGUUGUGGUGCGUGGGCAUUCAGGCUUCUACACCUACGGAAUCUACUCGCGGGCUUCCGGAUGGCCUGAUUUUGACCUCGGUCAAACCCGAGUUUGUUUCAAGCUUCGCGAAUCCGAUUUUCAUUACAUUGCACUUGCUGAUAACAAGAUCAAAUUGAUGCCCGUACCGUCCGAUCUUACCGAUGCUCGAAGCGAGCAGCUGGCUUACAAAGAAGCCAGGCUUCUUACCAAUCCUCAGAAUUCUGCUUUAAAGGGACAGGUCGACGACAAAUACCAAUACGCUCUGAACAACAGAGACAACAGAGUUCACGGGUGGGUGGCCAACGAGACCGAUCCAAUGGUCGGAUUUUGGAUGAUCACACCGAGCAAUGAGUUUCGGAAUGGAGGUCCCACCAAGCAGGAUCUAACAUCCCACUCUGGUCCUACUUGUCUCGGGAUGUUUCACAGUGCACAUUUUGCUGGUAUCGAUCUUUGCCCACAAUUCAGAAAUGGAGAAUCUUGGAAGAAGGUCUUCGGUCCAGUGUAUGUGUACCUGAACAAGAAAGCUGCUGGAACUGCAGUUCGUGCUCUGUGGGAUGAUGCAAAAUCAGAACUGAAGACAGAACUGAAUGCUUGGCCUUAUUCUUGGCCCUCUUCGUCCGACUAUCCAAAGUCAGCGAGCAGAGGACAAGUCACGGGCAGACUUUUGGUUCAUGACAACUAUGCAACGCCCAAAACGAGGUCAGCUAGAGACGCACUCGUAGGAUUGGCAAAGCCGGGAGACCAGGGAUCGUGGCAAAAGGAGAGUAAGGGAUACCAGUACUGGGUUAAAGCAGAUACAGAAGGAAACUUCACCAUUAAACAUGUUCGUGCUGGAACUUACAACCUGUAUGCCUUUGUACCUUCCGUCAUUGGUGAUUACAAGAAAGCAGAAGACAUUACAGUUUCAGCAGGUGAUGACAUAGCUCUGGGUACCGUUACCUACGAGCCUCCACGAUUCGGUCCUACAUCUUGGGAGAUCGGUACACCAAGUCGAACAGCUGCUGAGUUUUACAUUCCGGACCCCAAUCCAAAGUACCCCAACAGUCUUUACGUUGAUAUCGAGAAAUGGCGCAAUUACGGACUCUGGGCAAGAUACGCGGAGCUUUAUCCAUCCGAAGAUCUGGUCUACACGGUGGGCACGAGUGACUACUCAAAAGAUUGGUAUUUUGCACACAACACAAGGCGACAGUCCGACGGGACAUACACAGCGACAAGAUGGCAGAUCAAAUUCAGUCUCCCCAGCUUUGACGAGAGCCAGGGUGCCUAUAAGCUCCGUAUGGCAAUCGCCCAGGCACAGAUAGCAGCAAUUCAGGUCCGGGUGAAUGAUCCUGCAGCUAAGCCUGUGUACGAAACCCCGGCAUUCGGCAAAGACAACGCUAUAGCGCGGCAUGGAAUUCAGGGUUUGUAUGUGCUCUACAGCGUCGACAUUCCAGCAGCAGAUCUGAACAAGGGAGAGAACAGUAUCUACCUCACACAGAGGAAAGCUUCCGGCCCAUACAAUGGGGUUAUGUACGACUAUCUGCGCCUAGAAGCACCACCGAGCUAGAGGCGUCAUCCAUUCGACAAGAGUAACGGAGUCAUGAGGAGCGACCCCAUAACACGAUGUAAAUAGAGAAAGGGUCAGUGACAGAGAUAAUGCUUUCGAGACGCAGCUCAGAUUCAAUCAAAUGUCCGUUGUAUAUACUGAGAUAAUCACGACGGGGCCUCACCUGGAGGAAGCUUCUUGAGUUCUUCCAAUUCAGCCAGCAGCUUAUUUUCGCAAGUAGCUCGGUUCAGUACAAUUUGGGAUCGUAGUGCGUCCGAUCAAUCCAAGUUUUCAGAAAAGUCCGGACAAGCGCAGUUGGUCGGACACUAAAAAGAUAAAAUCCUAUUGUGGACAAAUUGCUCUUUUGUCCAUUUAGUUAUCUGAAGACGAGAUGGAAUGCUUCAUUAGCUGAAUAAGUUAGGUAGUCAACGGUGGCAGAUUCUAUACAUUUUCCUCACUGGUUGCACAUGUACAGCUAUCAUUAAA